This is a messenger RNA of Lodderomyces theae, 1383 nucleotides long. It is a transcript of the gene FGR12, whose product is annotated as Fgr12p. The transcript has a single exon. NCBI's taxonomy places the organism in Eukaryota, Fungi, Ascomycota, Pichiomycetes, Serinales, Debaryomycetaceae. The record is from RefSeq and is a predicted model, not a curated record. The coding region runs from base 1 to 1383 and encodes 460 amino acids.
AUGGACUUUGACUAUGAAAACAACCACUUUGCUAACGAGAUUGAACUAAAGGAUGCCAAAGAAGAAAGCCAUUCUAAUAAUAUGGAGCAUAUAAACCUUAGUGGUGAUGACACGCAUUGCUUCACAGUUGAACCACACGCAAAUAUCAACUUUAGUUCAGUUGAAUGGGAGUAUUUGCAAAUUGCUCAAGAAUCACUUCAACACCAUCACCAACACACAUCUCAUAGCAGUGGACUCGAAAUUUCACCGUCAGUAUCUAACCACACGUCACAACUGAUGGGGCCGACGUUUACGACUGAGUAUGAUACCGACAAUACCGAACUUCUUGGGAUGCUUGAAAGUCAAAAUCCAAGUAAUUUGUAUCUCUCAGCAAACCAACAGUGUGCCUCAAAUGACAGUUUAUUGCACCAUUCAGCAAAUACCAACAAAACUAACAACGAAUUCACUUUUGAAAACCAUUUGGAUUCAAGUUAUUGGGAGUAUUUGUUGGGAAAGGAAAGCAACAUGUUGGAAGAUAGCAAGGACUUGUUGGAUUCAAAUGUCAUUACUCGGCACCAUGUCGAAUGCAAUGAAGAAGAGAAAAUUGAUGAUCGCUUGAAGGACGGAACUAUGAACUCAGCAGUUUGUUCCACUUGUACCCUUGAAGAGGAUGAGUUGGCUGGCUAUUCAAUAUACCACAAUGAGGACGAUCAAAUCAUGCAGUACAACUCCAAUGAUGAAAUGGGAGAGAACAAUCUAGAGGAAAAGUGUGUGUGGGAUGAACGACUAACUUAUGAAAGAUACGAUCAAGCCGAGAACACUAAUUUUUUCAGCGAUCCCAUUGCCUUGCAACUUCUGGUUACACUGUCCUCGCCCCAACCACCGCCCCGACCAAGACCACGACAACGACAACGACAACGACCACAAUCGCUGGCACUGGCCCUGGCCCUGGCACUGGUAGAACCACUUGCAAGGGUAUUGCUGCCGAAGCGAAAAAAUGGAAGAUAUAUAACGGCACCAAUAUAUGAAUGGCCAGACGAUGAAACCACCGGAUCCUCAAAGUUUUAUAACAAAAUGAAGGUGCGAUUAUCGACCUUAGAGCCCAAAUGUGUUAGUGAGACGGUUUUAAAAACAAUACGGGAAGAAUUUGUGGUCCAGGAUUUAUUUUUAAGCGGUGAGUCUCCUCCAAGUCCGGAAGUUCCAGAACUGAUUAGAAAGAGGUCGGAUCGGGAUGUGGAGUGGACACCAUUAUCUGUUUACAAAGCGUACACAAAUAUAAAAUCGCCAACAAACGGUAGAGAAUCUUACAAUAGAUUGGUGCCAUAUUCGUCAUGCAUAGGUACAUUAAAUUAUAGGCCGAAGGACCAUGCUGCUUGGAAAAGAGCACCCAACAAGCGUCAAUAA